Messenger RNA from Sclerotinia sclerotiorum 1980 UF-70, 204 nucleotides. RefSeq lists its product with no specific name. Bases 1 to 204 code for a protein of 67 amino acids. Lineage: Eukaryota; Fungi; Ascomycota; Leotiomycetes; Helotiales; Sclerotiniaceae. The transcript has 3 exons. The record is from RefSeq and is a predicted model, not a curated record.
AUGGUUGGCUGGUUGGGUCUUGGGGUGGGAUCGGAUGGGGAAAAUGGUUACAAGGAGUUUGGUUUUUUGGAGGUGGAGGUUGGGAGAGAUGAGAGAUGUAAAAUGAAGAUGGGAUAUACAGGUACAGAUACAAAUGGGGCAUUCCGGUUACCGGUAAGGGGAUUUGGGGGGAGGUUAGUAAGUAGGUACAGCAGGUUUCUGUAA